AUGGAAGAGUUAAAAGAAAUUAUUAUUCGAACUCUUGAUGCCGCUGGAGUUCUUGAUAAAAUAAGAGCACAGCUCAGGCUAAAUGUAUUUAAAGCAGUCCAAAAUGACGAAGGCAAAAUUCAUAUUGAUAAAUCCAAAGCAAUUGCGGCAACUCAAACCCCGGAAGGGAAAUUAGCAGCGUAUUUGUUUACUCCCCCCCCCUCCGUGAGUGAAUAAAACCAUUAGAAAAAUCCCUAUUUUUUGCCCAAAAACCCACCCUCCGUGAGUGAACAAAAAUUUUUUUUAAAUAGAAGAAUUUUUUUAUGGAAAUAAAUUUUGAUAUAUAUAAGUGAUAAUUAGUAUAAUGAAAUCUAGAGCUAAUUCUGUUUUAAUUUUAAACAAAUUGCUUUUUAAAAUAUAAAUUUUAUAAAUUAAAUUAAUAUUUGCUUUCCAAUUUUUGCAAAUUAGGAUUUUUUAAAAUUCGAAAAAAAAAAACUUUCUAUAAAAUUUAUAUAUAAAUUUUUUUUUAAAAAAAAAAAAUUAACCCCCCUCCGUGAGUGAACAAAAACAUUUUGUUCACUCACGGAAGGGGGGGGAGUUAGGGAUUUUAUGGAGUGCUAUAAGAUGAAGUUCACGCUUAAUGUCUUUGUGCCAGAGUGCCAUUUGCUACCAAUUGAAGAUAUUCGUGGUUAUCUUCAAAACGAGCUAAAAGUUACUCCUCCAUCUGAUGUCGCAUUCUUGACUUUCAUGAUUCAAAAUAUGCUGCCUAAAGCGGAGUCUAAACCAGAGCCAAAACCUGAGCUAAAAUCAAAUCCUCAGCCAGUAAAUCCUGAGCCUGCUGCUAAACAACAGCUGGGACCGAUCGCAAAAUCAAAUUUAGCUCCUCUUUCAAAACAGCCUCUUCCCAACAUCCCACCGUUAAACUCCCAAAAACUAGGAAAAUUCAUAUCCCCUCCUCCAGAAUCCUCACUCCCCCCCCCCCCUUUAAAUUGAAACAAAAAAUUUUGUUUCAAUUUUAAAAAUUUAAAGGGUGGUUAAGAAAUUUUUUUAUAAAAAAAUUUAUAUAUAAAAAUUUUUUCAGAGAUAAAAUUUUAUAGAAAAUAAAUUAUUCAUAAAAUUUCUCAAUCUCAAAGUGUAAACUUGCUGAAAUGGUAUUCUUCUAACUCUCCCCAUAACAAUUGGACAAAAUAGAGUUUAAUUUCUAAAUCUUAUAUGUUUGAGGCAUAUUAAAUAGGGUAUUAACGUAUUUACAUAUAAAAUAAUGAUUUUUACCCUAUAAAAUUUUCUAUUAUAAUAAAAUUUUGUUUCAAUUUAAAGGGGGGGUAAUUUCCCAAAAAAGUAGGAAUUUUACCUAUAUUUUGUUUCAAUUUAAAGGGGGGGGGAGUCAGAAAGUCCUAGAUCUGAUUCUCCUCCUCCUUCAAAGCCCGCUCCAAAAUCCCAACUUCAAAACAUCCCUCCACUCAAAAAUCAAAAAUCUCCCCCCUUCGCCGCUCCUGAAAUAGCUUCAGAUUCAGGCUCAGAACCCGAAUUAAGACCUCCAGAAAAGAAAACCUCAAACAUACCUCCUUUAGGUCAACAAAAAGCCAAAUUUGUCCCGCCUGAAAUUGAUGCGGGCAGUCUGAGCGAUUCUAGAGAAGAAGACUGGAAAAAGAAACCGAACAAAUUUGAUACGGUUGACGAAGAAAAAAAGCGACUGCAAGAUAUCGAUAAAAGGAUACAAGAAAUAAACAAAGGGGACGACCUAAAAAAACUUAUAGAAAUCCAAGGAGAAAGCCCGCAGCUAAGCUAUGAAGAAGACUACGAAGAAGAGGCAGGAUCCCAAGACUACUACGAAGAAAGGUUUUCAGAAGACGAAAGCUUUAACUCCAUAAUAUUAGACGACUACGACAUCAGAGAGCCUGCCCAGCUAGUUUAA
This is a messenger RNA of Blepharisma stoltei, 1894 nucleotides long. The record is from the annotation of a GenBank genome assembly. NCBI's taxonomy places the organism in Eukaryota, Ciliophora, Heterotrichea, Heterotrichida, Blepharismidae.